AUGUCGUUUUCACCCGGCUAUAGCAAUCGAAUAGAUGUUACAAGCACGGCAUCGGCCGUUCUUUCGACAUCCGUCACGGAUGCUGGUCUUUCAUUUCUAGCCGAUCAUUCACUUCUACUAAUCGCUUUCGUUUUUUUGAUUGUGAUCUCAGUGGCGUUGUUGGCUGUCCUCAUACAAUAUCACUGUCGUGAAAGAUCGUCAACGCCAGCUCCUACUCCCGCACAAUGGACAACUUGUAGUACAGGUGCAAACUCGUCCAUUAAGAGGAGGAUGGGUGAAGUAUUUCUAAAUCCGGUGUUUGAUUCGUCGGACUCGGAUUCCGAGUUAUCCUAUUCGAGUCGAUAUCGAUCAGUAUCGCAUCAUUCGCUUCCGCAUCCACGAUCUAGACAUUGGUCGUAUGCUCCUUCAACCGUAUCCUCUACGUAUUCAACCGUUGGUCUACUGCAGCUCAUAGGACCAGAUUUGCGUCAAUCUCUCUCAGGUCUCUUAAUACCAUCGGAGGCGAUCGUACUAGAAUCCAUAGUGGGCAAGGGAUAUUUUGGAAAUGUGUAUCGCGGUCAUAUGCGAGACUCAUCAGGUCGAACACAUCCAGUUGCUGUGAAAACUCUUAAAGGCGACCGAUCUCGAGAUAUUGCCCACAUCGAGAAAUUCCUACGAGAAGGAAUAAUUAUGAAACAUUUUGACCAUCAACAUGUGCUCUCUCUAAAGGGAAUAGCAAUAUCCCCAUCCGGAACACCUUGGGUGGUCCUACCUUUUAUGGAAGGAGGUGACCUGAAAACCUACAUCGCUGAUCCUAACAGAGCGUUAUGCGUCCUGGAACUUCUCGAUUUCGCCUAUCAAGUUGCGCAAGGAAUGGCGUACUUGGCAGCUCAACAUUUCGUCCACAGAGAUCUUGCUGCAAGGAACUGCAUGAUAUCCUCUAACAGAGUUGUGAAAGUCGCAGAUUUUGGUCUAGCCGUUGAUUUACUGGACAAAGAGUCGUACACGGACGAAUCCGAAACAGGACCAGCUCGGCUUCCACUAAAAUGGCUUGCGCCCGAAAGUUUGCGAGAUCGUCGUGUUUUCAACGCUGCAACGGAUGUGUGGUCUUUCGGAGUGUUGAUGUGGGAGCUGAUGACUCGAGCCGCAUCUCCCUAUGGAGACGUUUCAAACGCAAAAGUUCGACAGUACCUAGAAAGUGGUUUGAGGCUACCGCAACCCAUGCAUUGCCCAGAUGUUGUUUACGACUUAAUGCAGUGCUGUUGGCGCUCAUUACCAGAUGAUCGGCCAGAUUUCGUUUUUCUUGUACAUCGAAUCAGAGCUUUAUUACAGGAAAACACUCCAGAUCCUUACACUCGGAGACUACGAGUAGGAGCGGAGGCGUUCCUUUUACCUGUGCUACCCGGGAGACAUUUCACUAACUAUUUUGCAAAUCAACUCCAUCGAUAA
Molecule: messenger RNA, 1428 nt
Organism: Necator americanus (New World hookworm)
Lineage: Eukaryota; Metazoa; Nematoda; Chromadorea; Rhabditida; Ancylostomatidae
Exons: 13
Coding region: 1-1428 (475 amino acids)
Biological process (GO): positive regulation of kinase activity; nervous system development; cell migration
Cellular component (GO): plasma membrane; signaling receptor complex
Molecular function (GO): ATP binding; transmembrane receptor protein tyrosine kinase activity
Source: RefSeq, a predicted model, not a curated record